Messenger RNA from Pelagomonas calceolata, 1302 nucleotides. NCBI's taxonomy places the organism in Eukaryota, Pelagophyceae, Pelagomonadales, Pelagomonadaceae. The record is from the annotation of a GenBank genome assembly.
GCCCGUCGCGCGCGCCCUCGCGCGUGCGGGCGAGCGCCGUGGCCACGGCGUGGGCCUGCGCGCCGCCGUCGACGAGCGCGUCGACCUGCGACGCGUCCUGCGUCAGCGCGAGGAGCGUCUUUGCUGCUUCCGUUCGGAAGGUUUUGCCGUCCUGGCCUUGCAUGUUGAUGUUCGAGGCUAUGACUCCUAGGAGCUCCUCCAUGGUGCUGUGCUGCAGCUGCUGCAAACGCGGUACGUGCGCCUCGUUGAUGAGUUAGGGCUGUUAAUAUCGACGUGUCGAUGACUCGUGCGGCUGUGCCAGGAACGUGACGUGCUCAGGGAAGCAAUGCGGAGAGUUAUGCUGGCCAAUGUCGCCAGCCUGCAGCAGAGACAAAGGCACAGCCCAGAGGUCGCAAAAACCAACUAGCCCCCCAAAGAACUGCGGCUGCCCCGAGAGACGUCGAUAUUUGAAGUCCUCUCGGUCGUCAACGCCGUCGCCGCAACUGCCGCGCGGGGUGGGUGUGGCAUGCCAGCAAAGUGGACCACCUUGGGAUAGUGCAUAAGCCGCCUGCGCUACGUUGCGCCACUCAUUCAUCCGCCCACCCGCCUUUAAUACAUCGGUGCACUGGCCGCCGGACUGAACUGGACCCGGGCAGGCAGACCGAUGGCGCCGCGCCGCCGCAAGGGACGCGUGAAUCCGAAAAAGACUACUAAGCCCCCGAAGACCUUCCAAAUCAUCGUCAAGAGUCUCUCUGGCCAGGUGUGCGAGCUGGAGGUGGUCGCCGAGAUGACGGUCUACAAACUCAAGGAAAAGCUGACGGGAACUCUCUUCCCUCCGACCCCAAGGCCUUUCCUCAUCUUUGAGCAUGUGAAACUAGAGGACAGCCGCAGACUCUCAUUCUACAACAUCAGGAAUGGCUCGGAGCUCUUCUCGGUGAGAGACUUCGAGACGAUGGUCCGUCGGGGAGAUAUUACGGACAACGAAAUUCCCCGUAAUAAUCCCGAUAGGCGAGUCGCGAGGCAUUUCCUACGGCGUGUUUGUGACAACUGCGGUCGGCAGGGCACGUUCAAAGAACCGCGUUUGAACGUGUGCUAUUGUGGCGCGAGGCGCUACUGUAAUGAGCGUUGCCAAUCCGCCGACUGGAGAAGCGGCCACUCCCGCAGAUGCGCCGCAGGCCAUACUUUCCCGGAGGAUGUUAUGGAUUGCCUAGAUUUCUUGAAGUUUGACCUCGAGGAAGGAACGUGUACCGCCGACGAAUUCGAGCGCGCCUUAGGCGAAAUUUUUGAGCAGUACCCGCCCCCCGCCGACCGCGAGCGCUAGUG